GAAAAUAGAAAAAAAAUUAAAGGCACCACUAAUAAAGUUGAAGCAAAGCCAAGCAUCAUCAUUCAUCAUCAGCAAGCAGCUUUAUUCCUUCCUCUAUUAAAAACGAAUCUCAUUCUCCAUUUUCUUCUCCCCUUCUCUCUUCUCUCUCUCUCUCUCUCCCACACACACACACACUUGAGCAAAAUCAUCACAACAAUGAGCUUCUUCAUCGAACAUUCUGGUCUCAUAGUCACUCAACUUCUCUACAAAAUGGCUGUUCUCAUCACCAUCUUGAGAUGGAUUCUCGCAUGGAUCUUACGCUACCGAUCCAGAUCCAGAUCCACCUCAUCUUCCUCCUCCCCUUCCGUUUCUCCUUCGAUUUCGUCACAGACAAUCAAGGAAAGCCUCUCCGUGACAACGUUCCGUGACGCGGCGGAGAGAUCUCCGGCGAUGAUCAACGAUACCUGCGCGGUGUGUCUUGGAGAUCUGGAAGAUGGAGAUGAGGUAAGAGAGCUCAGGAACUGUAGCCAUAUGUUUCACCGUGAGUGUAUUGACCGGUGGUUGGAUUAUGAAUGUUGCGGUGGUGAUGAUAAUAACGAAGCUGAGGAGGAUAACCACCGGACGUGUCCUCUUUGUAGAACUCCGCUACUUGCUGCUAAUACGACGUCGUGUGGAGAUUGGCCGGCGAAGAACGAACCUAGCUGGGCCGUUGAACGGCUUCUCUACCUCUUCGGAGAUGAUCUUCACCUCUGAUUGAUUAUUGGAAUUUUAUUUAAUUUUCAAUUUUUAUUUAGUUGGAUCAAUAGAAAUUACGUAGUGAGAGUGGUUAAUUUUGUAAAUUGGGGGAUUUAAUGGGUUAGAUUAGGAAGUAUAAUAAUUAUAUCAAUUAAUUAAAACCAUCAGAUUUCUUGUGUAUCGUCAGCAAAUGUUACAUUCAUAAUCA
This is a messenger RNA of Arabidopsis lyrata subsp. lyrata, 922 nucleotides long. RefSeq names its product E3 ubiquitin-protein ligase ATL4. The record is from RefSeq and is a predicted model, not a curated record. Gene Ontology annotation, biological process: protein ubiquitination. The transcript has a single exon. Bases 196 to 732 code for a protein of 178 amino acids. Lineage: Eukaryota; Viridiplantae; Streptophyta; Magnoliopsida; Brassicales; Brassicaceae. Gene Ontology annotation, molecular function: ubiquitin protein ligase activity.